Molecule: messenger RNA, 949 nt
Organism: Chenopodium quinoa (quinoa)
Lineage: Eukaryota; Viridiplantae; Streptophyta; Magnoliopsida; Caryophyllales; Amaranthaceae
Exons: 7
Coding region: 215-640 (141 amino acids)
Source: RefSeq, a predicted model, not a curated record
UUCAGCAGCAAAAAUAAGGUGAAGUGAACCGGGGCAUUAAGCAAGUCUUUGCUCUAAAACCGCUACUUAACAUACAAUUUUGUCAUUAGAUAUAUCCAAUAUACCGGAAAGAAAAUCAUCGUUUUUGUAUACUCAAUCAAUCCCUUGUUGCUCAAAAAAAAAAAAAAAAAAAAAAAAAAAAAAAAAAAAAAAAUCAAUCCCUUUAUUCAGUUCCAUGUCAAUGUCAUUCUCAGUGAACAAAAUCUGCUGUAAUUCAUUGUGGCCGUCACCUCACAAUAAGAAUAAUUGGGUCGUGUGCAAAAAAACUAGCAAUAUGAUAAUGCAGAGUCACUGGGUUAUAAAUUCAGCAAUACCCCAUCUCAAGCUUAAUCACAAUUUUCUUGGAAUUAUCAUCACCAUUUUACACUCCAUUCAGUUAAUAACGGUGGUACUACGAAUAUUGGAGCAGUUGAAAAGAUAUGGAGCUUCUGGAGUACUGUCAUAUGGUCUACUGAACACAGCCUAUUACCUUACUACCUUUCUCUUGGUGUGGUUCUAUUUUGCUCCAGCACCUGGAAAAAUGGGUUAUCUUGCUGCUGUUUCAAGAUUUCUAAAAGUAAUGGCCAUGGUUUGGGCAGGAAGCCAAGUCACUAAGCUUUAAGAGCAGCAGGUGCCCUUGCCCUUGCCCUUGCACCACUUGUAGAUAGGGGAUUGUCAUGGUUUACAGUCAGAUACAAAUUUGAGUCACGGGGAAAGGCUUUCUUCACAGUUGUUGCAUUGUGUUUCAAUUUAGCUUUAAUCAUGUUUGUAGCCGUCACUCUGCUUUCAGCAUGACAUAUCUCUGCUUUCGUCUUUGCUGAAUCGAAAAGAGCUAUUUCAUCUUUUCUUUGUAAAACGGAUAUCAAUAAUUUAACUUGUAAAGAAUUUUACCAAUUGUAAUUGAGUUGAUAACCACCCGGUGAUUUUGUUA